UUCUUGUACAAGAACGUCAUUACAUUUGCUUUAUUGCAAUAAUUAUGGAGUUUAUAAAGUCCUUCAGUGACCCGGAAUUCGGAUUCUAUGAAAAAAGAUUGUGUGUUUUAGUUUUUCUUUACACAAUCACCAAUUCAUUCCCUGUUCUUCAAGCUUUAUUCAGCCAGUUUAUUCCAGUACACUAUUGUGACGUGUGGGACUUGUUACAUAACAAUGCGAACCAGACAUGGAUCUCUGAAAUGAAAAGCAACUCUACUUGGAAGGAAGCUCUGCUCAAUCUAACAAUACCUUGGGAACAAAGCACACUUGAUGUUUUAUCUCGGAGCUCGUGUUACCAAUACAAUAUAUCUUCCAUAGAGUUUUUACAUCAAGGUGGAACCUGGAACGUUUCGGUUCACCCAUUUAAUUACAGAGAUAACGGGUUGAUCAGAUGUGAGAAGAUGUUCUACGAAGGGGUGGAGACUUCAUUUGUGACAGAGUUCAAUGCUGUUUGCGAUAGAUCAUGGAUGAGACCAAUGUGUACCUCGUUAUAUUUUGCCGGUUCUAUAGUCGGAGGGUUGAUUGGUGGUGUGGUCUCCGACAGAUUUGGUAGAAGACCAGUUUUUAUUGUCACUACCCUGGGAGCUGCAGUGUCUGUUCUUUUGUCAGCCUUCUCAACAAGUUUCACAAUGUACCUCAUUCUGUUGUUUCUGUCAGGAGUGACUUCAAACGUGUCUUAUGUAACCACAGCACUCAUUAUAUUCGAAGUAAUGCCAGUGCGUCUUCGUUCAUUUGGAUAUUUUUGCACUGGUCUUGGUUAUGCAGUUGGCUACCUUAUGGUGUCUGGUAUUGCUUACUUUGUACGUGACUGGAGACUCUACUUGAAGUUAUGUGGUGGUGCAGAGUUCAUUUAUGUUGUGUACUUUUUCAUCAUAGAUGAAACACCUCAGUGGCUUAUUGCCAACAACAAAAUUGAGGAAGCAAAGAAGCUGAUUAAAAAAAUUAAAAGCAUGGGAGGCAGAAGUAUUGAUAACAUAGAAGAUUCUCCUAUGUUGAAAUUAAAUGAAAACACAUCACUGGGAAUGUGGGAAACUUUUAAAACUAUUCUCAAGUUGCCAAAAUUGUUAAUUCGACUAGCAAUCUUAUGCUUGGCUUGGUUAAUUGUGGUGAUGACCUACUACACCAUUGCCCUUAACCUCAACAGUCUUAGUGGAAAUCGGUUCAUAAACAUAAUGUUUGGGGGAAUAGUUGAAAUUUGUAACGUCACCUUGUUCUGCCUUUUUGUCGAGACCCGUGGUCGCAGAGACACUUUUAUUGGAACAAUGUUUCUCUGUGGACUCGGAAUUGCCAUCAAUCCAUUUUUGAUUGCAUCCCAUGGUCAGCUAUCGGUUGCAACUACAAUGUUCAGCAAGUUAAUGGUUGGAAUUGCCUUUGCCGUUCUUUAUGUCUAUCCUGGAGAACUAUUUCCCACAAACUUGCGUCAGACCAUAUUUGGUAUUUGCAAUAUGUUUGGCAGAACUGGGGGUCUCAUCUCGCCUUUUCUCAUUUACUCAAGUGACAGCGGGAAUAUACUUGGACCAUCCCUUGCCACAGCAGGAAUCAUUCUACUCACAAGUUCUCUGUUUUUCUGCUUGCCUAAAACAAAAGCAAACAAGUUACCCCAGUCUGUAGAAGACGCCUUAAAACUUCAAGCGAGCGUAAUCUGUUGUAGAAACAAUGAAAGAAAUACUGAAGUUAAAGUUGGUUGCGAAGAAGGCACAAACUUGGAAAUGGAAAAAGGAAAAUUAUUUGAAACUGUUGCUUAGUUUGCUUUAACAUAUAGUAGGAUGAGGGAAGAUGGGACACCUUUUCAAUCUAUUUUCUCUUCCAAUUUGGUAGUAAACAAACAUUCAACGAUUUUUUAUUAAACUUUAUCCUCACGGCUCUCAUAGACCGUUGUUAAUUGUUUAAAACACGAUCAGAAUAUUUGGUUAUUAUGUGUCAAAGGUGUCCCAUCUUCCCCCAUCCUACUAUAAUACUUAUUUUAGUUAAAUGGGCAUUUAUUAUAAUAACUAAGUAUCUGCUAUAUACCCCUAAAAACUUAUAAUAUACGAAGAUUGAGUAACUGGUAACGAAUAUGUGUAAAUGCGUUUUGUACAACUUCUGUAAUAUGUGCUGAAUUAUAAACCUACACUAGUUUA
Messenger RNA from Ciona intestinalis (vase tunicate), 2159 nucleotides. NCBI's taxonomy places the organism in Eukaryota, Metazoa, Chordata, Ascidiacea, Phlebobranchia, Cionidae. The record is from RefSeq and is a predicted model, not a curated record.